AUACGAUGCACCACUUCUCCAUGGAUAUGUUCUUGCUUUCUGAGAAUGCUGAAGGUGCUGCUACAAGAGAAAGGAGCUCAAAAGAUGCAGAUGAAAUGUUCAAAAACAAUACUGAAAGAUAUGAUUCUCAGAGUUCCAUCUUUAUGUCAUCCAAAACAUGCAAUGAACAUUUCAAGGAGGAAGACAACGAUCUAAGCAUAAUCCAAAACGUCUACGAAAGGAAUGUUUCGCUGAAAGAGUUGGAUCUGACCAUUUCAGCUAAGAACAACAAUAUUGGAAAUCACAGUUACCUCCCUGCGCAAGACACUCUAGAGUCCGAAAUUACGAAUUCAUUCUGCACUGACGAAGAGUUAACGCGACAUGACCAAGACAAUGUGCACAGCCAUGACGACGAAGCAUCACCCGGUCAAAGGUCAAAGAGCUCGAAAGCACUAUGGGGGAGACUAACCAUGUGAUAUCGCCCAAAGAGGAGAAGAUUUCUCAAAAUGGCAGCCAGACGACAGAUUCUGCACAGCCUGGCGUCCAUGUGGCAGCAAAGAACGCAGGGGAGGAAACUGCACACGUGCAAUUGUCACCCUUUCCUUACAGUGGGAUCGAAAUUUGUGGCAUUUGCAUCAUCUGUGGAUAUGUUCUUUUUAUGUGUAUCCACAAGAAAAGGAAAUAUUGGAAGAACGAGUCGACGGAAGCUGACUUUACCGACGAAAAGAAACUCCAGAAAAAGAACUAUCCUUUAUGGAAUGCUGAGGAUACCUCUGAAGGCCCAAAAGAUGCUAGUAUUUUUAAAUCCACAGGAAAUUGGCCUUUCCAGAUGGCAGAGUAUGAAAAGAUGAUAAACCUGAUGGCGCCGGUCUUAUUUCAGGGUCCGUACGAAACAUUAUUUGAUGAAACUUUUAUUGUUGGCCCAAAGACACAUGUUCAUACCCUCAUACAUGAAAACGCAAAAGUGAAGACGGCCAGCUUCCAAUCACCGGAGUGGACACAGGAGAUCACAUGUGGAACAUCUGGGUUAGGUGUACUCGAGGUCGAAGUAAAUCCGGUGAUUCCAAGCUUUGGUCGCGUAGCCUCGAAAAACGCAAAUAACUGCAUCAAAAGACAACCCGAGAACGAUGAAAAACAUGACAGAUCAUCGUCUAUACCACCAUCAGCUAACAGCAACAACCCACAGUCUGAUUACAAGGCUGACUUUUCUAUGAGGAUCCCAGAAAAGCGCUACAACAACAUCCCGUUGUCAGAGAAACUAAGAGAGGAAAGAAGACCCAGACCUACCCAAGAGACACUUGAAUAUUAUUUAGAAAAAAAAUUGAAGAGCGGAGGCAGAAAGCCCACAUCUGGCAAUCACCUCACGUCACAUUCCAAAGAGGAGGUAUGGGAUAGUUUCAAGUCUGACAUCGAUGAGUCAGGUGGCCCUGUUGAAGGAAGUGAGCCAAAACAAGAAGAAAGGCGAGAUAAUCGCACUGAAAACUGUACUAAUAAUGGGGCUUAGCGGGGCAGUGUCUGGCGACCAGGGCGCCAGCGCGGACAUACGUGGCUCGAACAGCACCAGUGCAGGGAGCUCCGGGGAUGAUGAUGACGACGACGAUGAGGAUAAUAGAAAUCGCCAGAAACAUGUCGACCACAAGCAGGAAGGAUAUCAACGGAGGAAAAUAAAGAAAAAUCGUCAAGAGGAGGAGGAGGAGGAAAAAGAAAAAGAAGAAGAAGAAGAAGACAACGAUUCCUCAUUCGACAGAGAUGGCAAAACCUGCCAAAGAGAUGACCUCGAUGAUCAGUUCGACGUUUCUAGGCAGCUUGAAGCUGAGCAUCCCAUGUCUAGACAACUGGCGACCAGACAUCCCAUGUCUAGACAACUGGCGACCAGACAUCCCAUGUCUAGACAACUGGCGACCAGACAUCCCAUGUUUAUGUCUAGACAACAAUUCCUGCUUAGACAACUUGCGACCGGACACCCCAUGUCUAGACAGCAGCCGACCAGACACCUUACAGAACUAAUUUUAGCUUCUAAUAGCCCCCUUUGGCUGCUGUUAUUCCGAAACCUAUUUUCAACCAGUUCAAGAUGGCUGCAAAAUCUUAGCAUCAUCACAGUCUCACCCUCGGCAGGACCAUAUGUAGUGUGGAACAACUGCUAUCAAACCACCCUGACCGAACAAUUAAGAGCGAGCCAAAACUUCAGUCAUGCCACUCUCACUGGACUAUUAACAAUAAACCACAACUGUCAUAGCACACUUGGAUUGGAGCGCAUUCACAUUUAUUUCAUCCUCACUGGACAAUGUAGAGCGGGCCAAAACUGCUGUCAUGCCAUCUGCACUGGACCAUCUGGAGUUUGCCCUGUUUACUGGCCCGCCCAACUCGGAUGUUUUUAUUGCGAAAUACUGUGGCUUCUAGUCGGUUGCCUCCAGAGCAGUUUCUGCCCCAUGCAAGAAGAAGAGUUAUCUUGGCACUCGCUGCCGUCUCAAACAUGUUUUCAAUUUCCGUUGGCCGAAGGGUCACAUACCAUCUGGGUCUCUGGCUGGGUCUCCAGAGAGACAGAAAGUUUGCAUGUACUGUGUAUCUUGCCCUCAGUUCCAAGCAGGACGCCUUCCUUGGAGUCCUUUUCACAGUUUCUUGCAAGAGAUUCAUAUCCCCGUAGUUACUCCGGGACUCGGUCUCUGCUGCCUCAUGGCCACAUCUCUAUGGACACAGCUAACUCAGCAAUCCACAAUCAACAAGCUUUAUCUGAAAUGUUGCUGCGUGUUUUGGCCGAAAUAUCUAGAGCAGCUCCUCUAGCAUCUGUGCUAUCCAAUCAAGCUCUAGCAUCAAAUAGUUCCCAAUGUUUUCAAUCAGAAGCUUGUCGAAGAAAUCGUUGUCCGCAGAGAGUGUUAAGGGAAAGCUGUGGGGAGAUUUCGGCCGCACAUUCCUCCCGCCACAAUGAAAGAAGUGUCCACAUGUACAAUUGUGGACAGGACAGUAUCGUCAAUGAAGUAAAUGCCAUAACAGCUGUAGCCAGUCAAGAGGCAGCGAGCCAACAGGCAGUUACUGGAAGACAAAGGACAGCACAACAUGAGGUAACAAGUCUACAAGCAGGUAGCUCUCACCUGGUCCAGCACAGAGAUGAUGAACAAAAUGAGUCCCAGACACUUAAUCAAGAAGUCCCCAGAAGAAACGUUCAUUUACCUGAGACUGAAGGAAGACCACCUUCAUUUGAUGGGGAUGAUAGUUCUUCUGAUGAUUACGAUGGUGAUGAAGACGACGACAGCGACGGUAGCGAUGAGGAUGAAGCAGAAGCAGAUGAAGAUCCUGGUCCACGCCUGAUACAACAGUUUCGGCAGCCCUGCUUAAGAAUACGCGGUCAAUUUACAGUGAUAACCACCCCAGAUAACGAUGACGAAGAAAAUGGCAUAGUUGCCUGACGAAUUCGAGGAGGAUAACAUCCUUCAUCCUGAGCGCGAGCUUUCCCUGCCUGAGAUUAAGGUCUUCAGUAACUCUCAUAGCCCAACCUGAAGAAGAUGAUGACGUGGACAAUGAAGAAAGUUGAAAUGAGUGAUGAUGACGAUCCAGACGAUCUACGUUAUUUGAAAAGGACACGGGAUAAAGAGAGCAAGAAGACGAAGAAAGAAGGCAAGAAGAAUGAAGACAAGUAUGAAAACAGGAUUGAAGACGGGGAAAAGGAAGAUGGGAAAAAUGAAAAUGGGAAGAAUGAGCCCAAAGAGAAAGAUAAGAAUAUGGACACUGGCGGUAUAAGCGAUGAAGCAAAUGCGAUAACGAUGAUAGCGAUGAGAGAGAGUUUAAACAUGCAGGGAAUAAUGAUAAACGCGAUUUUACAGGAAAACAGUUUGCUUGAAAAAGUUCUAUAUCUGCAACUUUCUCUGGGCGGAGAAAGAUUGUCAAGUAUUCAAACCAGAGAAUUAAUAGUAGCAAGGAAUGGUACCCUGGAGAAUAGAAACAUUAGGCGAUUUUAUUCUCCCUUUUUAACAACCAGUUCACCAUGGAGCCGAACCUGCCCAGGUCUUUGCUCGUGGAGUUUUCGAAGCCCUGUGAGCCAUGAGUCGAUCCUGACCGUAGAGAAUGUUGUUACAAGGGGAUACACAGUUAGUCUGUUCAAGAUAAUCAUUCUGAACUACACAAACGCACAAAUGUGUUUCUCCGCAUUACAAGAGGAGUUUACUGCAGGAAUUGCCAGCUUGAACCUGAUACAACCAGCAGGAGAUGACUCCUAUGGUCUUUUCAGAUGGAGUUUUGGAAACUCAGGGUCACUCCUGAUAAUAAAUGAUGCUACAAAGGGAAGACGACUCAUUUUGGCCACAACACCACUGUCAUUUCUGAAUGAGUCUAGAAUCUUACUUGUAUGGCAAGAAGCGUUUACUGCAGGAGGUGUGAAUUUACAGCUGGUACAAGCAGCAGAAGAUAACUCUAGCAGAGCAAUAAUAGUUCGUACACAGUUUUGGGCCUUGGUACCUGUAGAAGUUCUGCGUUUUCGCUGUGAACCCUACUCAGGGCCACACAAUUCUGAUGGGAGGCAAAGUCAGGGUGUGCUACGCCCACUGCGGUCUCGUGAAAGACCUCAAGACCUCGGUGACUUGGACCAAGAAAGCCUUGUAUCAGUCGUGGCCUCGAUGGACAGUGAACAAGCUAACAUGCCUGCCAGUAGGACACGUGCAAAGGAAUGGUCGUGUGCAAUUCCCGGGAGAUGUGAUUCUGCUUGUGGAAGUGCUCCUUCCCCUCGGUGCAAGAUAAAGGCUAAAGGCCCGUCUCCAGAGUCGAGCAGUAGCAAGAGAAAUACCAUUCGUUCGACCAACGUAGGUUUCGAAAGAAACAAGGACCCAGUAAAUAUGAAUGCCGCUCUGAAACCGCCUCGGCAUCUGAUACACAGAAAUACAUUCCCUGCCUCAAAGGGUGAUGAUGAAAUGUUCUUCAGUGGCACGAUGGCAGCACACAGCAAGAGGAGACUGAGCAGUAAUACGUUAUUGAAUUAUUCGACGCAAUGCACAGAUACAGGAGGUCAUGCAGUGGCAUGUGACAGUAAAGGAAAAUAUGAAUCAGCUUGUAAGGCUGAGUCUGAAGAUGUUUGUACCGAAGGAACAAGUUGCAAGCGACCAGUGAUGGAAACAGGAUGGCAGUUGUACAACGCUCGUGAAGAUGUGCAGGAUAAGAUAAUAGUUGAUGGAACAAAUACAAGCGGAAACAAUGGCCGGGCAUGUAGAAAAACAACGGGAAUAAAAGGAGAAACAGAAACAAAACUGAGGACACCAGUUCAAUGUGAAGAUCUCUGCUCUGUGCACCAUAACAAUGCAUCUGGACACAUGACACGUGCUAACGGCGACCCCGACUUGGGCAACCAGGGUGAAGAGCGCAGACGACCAGUGCCGAAAGGCAACCUGCGAAUGCACGGAACUGUGUUGUACGCUCAGUGUGAAGAUGAUUUGCUGUUUGAGUACUCUUGGAAACUGGAAGAGGAACACCGACAGGUGAUGAUGAGGUUACUGUGCCGCAGAUGCAGGGCUUCACCGUGGAGUGUUGUCCUGAUACCUUGCGGGCACCUCUUGUGUUCGUCUUGCUAUCAAACACAACAGAGUUGCCCCAUCUGCCAUGAGAAAGUUGAUAAAUCCAGCCAUGCCCUGCUUUCAUGAUUGUGUUGUACCCGUUCAACUGGCCCAUAGAAAAGAACAUGUUCUUUUUAUUAUCUGGGAUUUAACUUGAUUGGAAUAAUUUUAAUAAAAGUAAUAGCAAAUAUUCCUUUUAUUAAAAUAUUCUAGUUCAUUUAGUUUGUAAUCAGAUUAUAUUAAUUUCUUACUAAUUUCAAGGGUCGUAGCUCCUGUAAGUUGAGCUAGAUAAGGCCGGUACAUACGAACGUGGUCCCCAAGUAACACUGAUACAUGCUUCAUACACCAGCCGGUGGGAAAACAUCCUUCGAGAUCCUGCAAAAGGCUUGCUUGCAGGAAACUCACCUUGUUGGGUUACUGGACAGAGGCAGAAUUAUUUUUUCUGCAGAUCUUUGGCUUAGACACCAGGGCUUCUGCUUACGCAAAAAAUUGCGUACAGUACGCAUUAAAAGUUCGGAGGACCCCUUCAAUUUUGGUCAAUGGGGUCCCCUUCAAAUUUGGGCGAAGAACAGGGACCCCUUAAAAAUCUGAAGAAGGCAUCCCUGAGACCCCAAAGAGUUUAGCCUUAGCAGAAGCCCUGAGACACCAAGACAGAAGGAAAGCCAGGAUAAGAAAGAGAAUAUUAAAGCAGAGAGAAUCGAUGAAGAUUUCAGUUCUUGAGAAUCCGUUCAGAAAUGUAAAGUUUGGCCUCUUAAAUUUUACUUUCACUAUCAGAUGAGCUACGUCCCUUGUUGGAGUAAAGUUAUGAGAAAAACGGAGUAGAAACAUGCAUUUUCAUCACGAAAUAUUAGCCUCUGUUUAUUUUCAUCCUGGCUAAAUGACAUUCAGAAUUCAUACAUAACACCAUUCUGAGCUGUAAGAGUAAACAUUCCAACUUACAUUCCUAUUAACAAAAAAAGGAUAUAGAAUUCCACACACUCCUUGAACUAAGAAUCAGUCAUCCUCAUGUUAAACCACUCUGUCACAUGUCGUCCACCUACAAUUAUUAUAGUGACCACUUAUCUUUCACCCAAAGUGCUUUAGUGCAAAUGCUGAUGAUUCACUGCUGCUCAUGUUUAACAGCAUUCUUUAUACAAAAACUGACUUUUGCUGUUCAAACCAUCUCUGAACUCUGCUAUACAUUACUUCUGAUUUUUAAAAAGCCAGUGAAACUUACAUUUGGGUAGGUUUUCAACAGCAUGUUGUCUACACAUUUUUUUCCUUUUAACUCUGGUUGUUUGUUCUGUCUUAAGCUGGGCUGAAGUAAAUAGCUUUUUCGUUUUGUAAUUAAAAAUGGAGAAUGCUGUCCCCUGAUCAGGGGAGGAUGCCUUACAUUUCACGCAUUUCGAUUUUGUAAGUGUGAAAUGAGUCGUUUGGCAUGUCCUCAGUUCCACAGAGGGCAGUGUUACAAAGAGAGUCAGGUGUUGCUAACAUGAUACAUGUACAUCUUUUGUUUAAAAGUACAAGAAAGUAAAUACUGGAGAAAUGUGUAUACGUUGACAGUUGUCAUCAUAGAAAAGAAGUCACAGAAGGACAGGCUGAGGAGAGUGCGGUGAUGAAAGAUGUUUGACAGCUCUUGGUUGUAAUUCUCCAUUAAAAAGCCUUGUGCAUGCAGUACAAUCAGCCAGCAGAUUUCCAGUUCAAACUUAAGACAGAGGUUAAACGAAAUAAACGAACAACAAGUGAUAAAAAAAA
Molecule: messenger RNA, 7247 nt
Organism: Pomacea canaliculata
Lineage: Eukaryota; Metazoa; Mollusca; Gastropoda; Architaenioglossa; Ampullariidae
Exons: 17
Coding region: 3480-5600 (706 amino acids)
Source: RefSeq, a predicted model, not a curated record